AUGAGAGUGCUUCUGGUUCUCUUGCUUCUAUUGGCCUUGACCACAUCUUCAAGUGCAAUUUACUGUCUGUGCAAAGAUGGGAUUGGAGACACCGAGCUUCAAACAUCAAUAGACUAUGCAUGUGGAACCUUAGCAGAUUGUAAUCCAAUCAAAGAAAAGGGUCCUUGUUAUCAACCAAACACCUUCAAAAGCCACUGUGAUUGGGCUGUUAACAGCUACUUCCAGAAAGCAGCUCAAGCCCCUGGAAGCUGCAAUUUCUCUGGCACUGCCACUACCAGUCAAAACCCACCUUCCAAUUUGGUUACUGGUUGCAUCUAUCCUUCAAGCCCUAGCUCUGCAGGGUCGCCUCCAUCAAACACACCACCGACGGGGACAACACCACCGACAAACGGAACUACUCCAUUCCCGGGGACUCCGUUCCCGGGGACUCCGUUUCCUGGUUCUCCUCCUGUGUUUGGUCCAACCGGAGGGUUUAAUCCAGGCAAUGGUGCUUCCAGUUUGGUCAUUUCCUCUGUUUUCACACUCUGUUUCUCAUCACUAGCGUUCUGUUUCUCAUCACUAGCGUUGGGAUUUUGA
Messenger RNA from Arabis nemorensis, 576 nucleotides. NCBI's taxonomy places the organism in Eukaryota, Viridiplantae, Streptophyta, Magnoliopsida, Brassicales, Brassicaceae. The record is from the annotation of a GenBank genome assembly.